This is a messenger RNA of Lymnaea stagnalis (great pond snail), 12200 nucleotides long. The record is from the annotation of a GenBank genome assembly. Lineage: Eukaryota; Metazoa; Mollusca; Gastropoda; Lymnaeidae.
AGAAUAAAUCUGUUAAUGACUGCUAGAGCUAUGUAGCACCUAAUUUAUUGAACCGCUUUACACACUAGACUGUUAGUACUGUUAGACUUAUUUUUAUACAUUUUCUAUUAUUGGUAUCUAAUUUAAACUUUACUGCUAACAACAUGGGAAGAUACAGAUCAGACGAUAGUGAUGAUGAUGAUAAAAAAAUGAAGAAGAAGAAAAAGAGAAGGGCCAGGUCAAGGUACACAUUUUGAUGUAAAAGUUAUAACUCCACUCUUAAAAUCCUGUCAACUGAUGUCAACUCAAACUGACCACUGGGUCAACUCAAGUCAACUGUACUUUCAUUCAUAAUCAUAUCGUCAAUGAGCAAUGUCAACUCAAACUCUGAAACUGUCUCACUGUCUGAUUCUGUCUCAAUACAUGAUUUGUCUGACUUUGUCAAGAGUCUUAAUCAGAGUGGUGUCGUUUCACAUAAUUGCAGUAUGAGUAUGCUUAUCAAUGACACUAUGACAAAAUGACAUUGAUUAGAUUGAUCAUGACUUAUGCUUGAAUGACACAUUACCACUCUGACUUUGUGUAAAAUAAUAAUUAUAAUGUAUAAUUAAUAAUAGCCUAAAUGUAAAAAUCUAAAAUAAAUUAUUUAUUGAUGGUAAAUAUUAUUAAUACUAGUCUUUUAAAUACAAGGCCUAGCGGCCUAGUAUUAUUUUGCUAUGGCAUGGCAUGGGCUAUUUAAUUAUGACGACCACUCCACCCCUUCUUUUUUUUAAAUAUAAAGGUUUGCUAUUGAAUGAAGUGAAUGCCUGAAUGUAUAUCUACUGAAGAAUUAGCACUCAUAAUAUUAAUAACUAGGCCUAAUAAGUCUUCAUUUACUUCUUCUAAAACUAUUUGAAUUAAUAAUAUAGAAUUUAAGAUGUUCAAUGAAAUUUCAAUAAAUUCAUUUUGAAAUUGACAGAUCAAGUUCUGAUAGUGAUACCAGUCAUAUGUCUAGCAGCAAAAGCAAAAAGUCAAAAAAGAAACACAGAAGAUCAUCUCGUAGUCGAACUCCAGAAAAGAGAAGGGGUCCAGAAUCACGAUCAUCUCGGAGGACCCGGUAAAUUCACAGUUACUUCUAUCAUUUUCUUUUGUGUUCUUAUUAUUCUUUCCAAAAGAAAUUGCAAUAUUUAUAUUUGAGUUUUCCUACCAGCCAAUUUUUAAAAUUAAAAGCUUUAAUUUAUCUUAAAAAUGUUCCUUCAUCCUUUUGCAUUUACAAUAAUUUUUAGUUUUUCCAAAACAUCUGACCGUAAUGAAAGAAAAAUAUCAGGUGAAUAUAAGUAAUUUUCUUUCUUUAGUGUCAGUUAAUCCUAAUUGACACAUUCAGUUGAUGUUUGAAACUGUCUAAACUUUAAUGUUUCAGGUCAAGGUCGAACAGUUUGGACAAAUAUAUCAGCAAACGGGGUCGUUCUAGGUAAUCAGGACUCUGGAAUAUAUUUUCUUUUUGUUGCUACUUCUUCCUUCUUUUAUUUUGUACAUCAUUGAUUUUAUUUGUUUCUACUUCUCCUUGUAUUUUAUACCGCAUUGAAUUUUCUUGUCCAUCAGAUCAACUAGCCUUGAUAACUACAUUAGCAGGAGACCUCGCUCUCCUGAACGGCGGAGCGCACGUAAGUCAAGGUCACCACCACCCCGUCGAGCCAGAUCAAGAUCCAGGUCACACACAUCCCGAAGGAGACGGUCCAGGUCCAAUUCAAGAGGUCGUCGAUCCAAGUCCCCAGUGAGGCGGUCCAAGUCCCCAGUCAGACGUAGAUCUUACUCCAGAGAGAGAAGGUCGAGGUCACAUGACAGAGAGAACUCACAGAGGUGCGUGUUGUUAUUUAUUUGACAAUUUCAGUUUUAUAUCACAAUUUAGUUAAAUAGUUUAUUGCAAUUAUGUUUAUGAAUUAUGUUUGAAUGGAUAAGAAUAUCGAUAUAUUACUUCCGGUUUUUGAUUCGCUUACUAGAUAGUUCAGAAAUCUCUAUACUUACGCAUAAUCAGGAGUUUUUCUCACAAAUUUUUAUUGAUUGAUAAUUAAUUUCUAAAUGUCACUAUGUGGAACGCUGUGCGUCGACAAGUCAAGCCACAAAAGUGUUUCUUUGUUUUGAGUAGAUUUUAACUUGAAAGAGAUGUCCUGCCUCCAUUAUUCAUCUACUAGACUGCGCUAUCUGCGUAACCUUCUAGCUGAUAGCUAUCUCCUUAGUAGUGAAAUUCUUGCACGAUGUAGAACACUUCAAUUAAUAAAAAAGAAAACUGCAAGAAGUUUUCGCGGGGGAAAAAGGAAGAUGAGAUCUCGUCACUCAGCUCCUUCCACCUCAACACCUGACCAUAUGCAUCAACCCACUUCUCCCCAGUUUGCCCUCAAAGAUACAAUGAAAGUAAAUUGGUCUUUUGAGACGCAGCAAUCGAUGCAUAUCCAUGUGGUGACAGAUGUGUUUGAACGCCUUCCUGUUCGUCCAAAGCGCGUACCAUGGGUCCCACUUGACUCCGGACGUAUUCGGCGCAGCAACGUCAUUGUCAUCAGCGGCCGCCAGAAGCUUCCAGACCAACUACGAGUAGGCCACUAUAACUGCCAAUCCGUGGGCUCAAAGUGCGGGGCGAAGCGAACAAAGAUAGUAGAGUUCGUAAAGGACGAAUUUGUUGACGUGCUGUUCCUGACGGAGACUUGGUUGAGGUCAACAGGGGAUGAUGCCAAGUGUGCUGACCUCACGCCACCGGGUUUCGAUAUUAAGUCCUUUCCGCGUGCUACGAGAGGUGGCGGCCUCGCUGUCAUUUAUCGUAGCCACCUCCCAGUGACUUUCACCUCCACAUUCCCAUUCCAGCACACCUCUCUAGAACUUGUUCAGUUCACCCUCAACAUGCCCCACACUGUCAACAUGUUAUGCUUGUACCGCACUCCGCCCAGUAAGAAGAACAAGCUCCUAAACUCCACCUUCCUCUCUGAGCUCCCUGACCUACUUGACUACUGCAACCUGCUCCGUGGAACAAGUGUGAUCGUGGGCGACCUUAACGUUCACUAUGACGUCCCUACUGAUCCCUUUACUAGCAAGGUACUAGACAUCCUCACAAGGUUUAGUCUUGUCCAGGGCAUUAAGCAGCACCACCUACUAUCGCAGCGGCCACAUCAUCGACUGGGUGGUGUACCAUGAUGACGACAACUUGGUGGACAGCUGUACUGUGAGUCAUAUGCUCUCCUCUGACCAUGCAGCGGUGCUCACUACACUCAAUGUAGUUCCCCCAAAGAACCCACCUGUCUACAGGACCGUGCGUGAUAUAAAUGCUAUAGACAGAGCAGCCUUCAAAGCCGGCAUUAAGACAAUGCUUCAAGGGCUAGGUGCUGAGCUCAGUGCUCAGCAUCUGGACGAUGGCCUCCGAGCACUUUUGGACGAGCACGCCCCUCCCAUGGCGCGACGUGUCCCGACUGGUCGCUCGUCGCCAUGGUAUGCAGGCGUUAGUGACCAACUCCGUCUGGCAAAACUCGUGCGAAGACGCGCUGAAAGACGCUGGGUAAAGACUGGACUGAGUGUCGACAGACAGAUCUUUUGGACAGCGAAAGAUGCGGUGGCAGAGAUUGUACAGAGGGCAAAGGAUGACUACUGGAGCUCAAAGGUCGAAUCAUGUGCAUCAACCAAGGCGUUGUUCAGCGCUAGUAACCGUCUCCUUGGCAACAGCAAGAAUUUCACCCUCCCUACCGACAUUGCACCAGAGCAACUCCCUGACGCCUUUGCGGACUUUUUCAUCACCAGGGUGCAAAUGAUCAGGGAGGAGCUAGACAGCGCGACCCCUACACCUUCCUCACCGUUCUCGGAGGACGUUAGUCAGACAGAAUCAUUUGAUAGUUUUCUGCCUGUGACUGAGGAUGAGGUGAGGCGAGUCAUCAUCAGGUCUGCUCCCAAGUCUUGUGCCCUCGAUCCUAUCCCCGUCCCACUGCUUGUAGAAUGCCUUGACGUCCUCCUCCCAGCACUCACCUCCAUCAUAAAUUCUUCGAUUCUCUCUGGCAUAUUCCCUCCCAUUUUUAAACGGUCGAUUGUCCUGCCCCUCCUAAAGAAACCCUCACUUGAUCCAAACACACUCAAGAAUUACCGCCCCGUCAGCAACCUCUCCUUUCUCUCAAAAAUCAUAGAAAAACUCAUACUCUCUCAGCUCUCUGGCUAUCUUCAUUCUCGCAAUCUCUAUCCUUCCUCUCAGUCCGCCUACCGACUUGGUCAUAGCACAGAAACAGCACUGGUCCGAGUCAUGAGUGACCUCCUGCGCGCGAUGGACGAUGGCAAACUCUCUAUUCUCACUCUGUUAGAUCUCUCUGCUGCAUUUGAUACCAUUGACCACCAGAUUCUUCUUGACCGCCUUCAUCUUUCUUUCGGACUUACUGGCUCAGCUUUAAACUGGUUUCAAUCAUAUCUUUCUGACAGAACUCAAAAAGUCUCUAUUUCCAACCGCUCUUCCAAACCUUCAGCCCUGUCUAUUGGAGUUCCUCAAGGAUCGGUCCUUGGGCCGGUCCUUUUCAUCCUCUACACUAAACCUCUAUCAUCUCUCAUUAGCCACCACUCAGUUUCCAGUCAAUCCUUUGCUGAUGACACUCAAAUCAGUGACUCUUGCUUUCCUGAUCAACUUGAUGCCACAAUCCUUCGCAUACAGGAGUGCGUGGACGAUGUAAAGCGUUGGAUGACUUGCAACAAACUGAAGCUAAAUGAUGAUAAAACGGAAAUCCUUCUCAUCCACUCUCAAAACAAACCUCUCCCUCCAUCCGCUCCUUCUUCUAUAUCUAUUGGCAACUCUGACAUCACACUCUCUCCCUCUGCCAGAAACCUUGGAGUCACUCUUACGGACACCCUCUCCAUGGACAAACAUGUCACGAAUAUAUGCAGAUCAGCAUAUAACGAAAUUAGAAAAAUCAGCACCAUUAGACACCUCCUCUCCUUUGAUGCCACAAAAACUCUCGUCUCUUCACUCAUUCUUUCAAAAUUUGACUACUGUAACAUUCUUCUCUCAGGCAUUCCUCAACACCACAUAGAAAAACUUCAGAAGGCACAGAACUCAGCAUGCAGACUCAUUUUUAAAUCAAAGAAACAUGACCACAUUCAACCACACAUGCAGCAACUCCACUGGCUUCCAAUAUCCUCUCGCAUCAAAUACAAGUCUGCCAAUCUUUGCUUCAACUCGUUCACUGACCCUCACUUUCCUGUCUAUCUCUCUGAACUGUUGCUUCCUUACAUCCCCACAAGACAACUACGUUCUUCCAUUGACAGUAGAACACUCUCAAUCCCAAGAACUAAAACUAAGACCAUCGGUGAACGCUCCUUCUGCUUCCAUGGGCCCACGUUCUGGAACCAGCUCCCCUUCCCUAUACGUCAUAGUGAAACCUCGUCCAUUUUCAAAAAGUCCCUUAAAACUCAUCUGUUUAAGUCCGCCUAUGACCUGUGAUGCACCCUCCUCGCCCUACCUCAUUUUCUGUUUCGGGUUGAUCCUGAAGUGUCAAAGUGUCCUCGUUUUAUAGCCAUUUUCAUUGUUUCUUUAGUAUAGUAGUUACUAUCCUAGUGUCUCAUUGUAUUUACUUAGUUUACAUGUUUUAAUAAUUGUAAAGCGCUUAGAGCUUUAUGAUAAGCGCUAUAUAAAAAUGCCUAAAUAAAUAAAUAAAUAAAUUAAUUUUUUUAAUUUCUUGAAAAUGUAUUAGAUUUUGAAUCUUGAAAAAUGUUUAAAUCUUGCUCAUCUGCAUAUUUGACUUGUUAUUCAUCCACUGACAUUUAUUCUAUAUGUAGUUAAGUUUUGCAACUUUUUAAAAAGCAUAGCAUUUUUGUUUAAAAUCAUCAUGUAAGGUUAAGCUAUACAGCAGAACAAAAUUUUUUUUAUUCAGAAUGCUUUACAAGCAGACAAAGAAAAAUAAAACGAGAUAUAGAGUAAGUAAUGGGGUAAGAUAUAAAAGUAGACAAAUAAUUCCAGUAUGUCUGUAGAUAUAUGGGGCCAAAAGUAAACUCCUAAUGCCCACUUAACUUGAGCUAAUUAAUUGUUUCUGUCUUCCAGGUCAUCAGCUGAAGGCAAGAGAGGGAGAGAUUCCAGGGAAAGUCCAAAUGUCAAUGUCAAGGGGUAAAAAUAGACUUUUCAUAUGUCACUCAGUCAUAUGUGGUUAAUUUAAUAAAAAUAUUAUUGUUAAUACAUUAGAUGAAAUGUGAAGUAUUUGCUUGUAUUAUUUAUAUUUGUGAUAUUUGCUUGUAAUGAUUGUGUGAUAUGUGAUCUAUUUACUUGUAUGUUAUGUGAUGUAUCUGCUUGUACUGAAUCAUAUGAGAAGUUUGUAUAACACAAUAACUUUGUAUUCACAUUUGUUUUCUCCUUAGUCUGUCACUUGCUGACCAGUCCACAGGUUUUAGCAGCUUGGUAAGAAAAGAGUUCAUAUUGACAAGGCUUUCUCAGACAUAAAACAUUUGUAUGAAACAUGUAGCAACCUUAUGUGAUAUUUCUGUGUCAAUACGGUACUUAAGUUGGUAUUGUUCAGAAAUGAUUUAAUCAUUAUCCUGUUUUGCCCCGAGUCGGGCUUUGAUCUUCAAUGAUUUCUAUUUUGAUCUAUCUGUUUCCACCCACCAGGUUUUUCUUGAGAGGGUAACUACAAAAAGUAAUAAAGUAAUUUUAGAAUAACGAUAAAGUUUCACAGAAAUCAAUACAAACAGCUAAGUGAGUUUAGCCGCAGUGAUAAAAUCAAAUAAUCACCCUUCAAGUCAAUAUUUUAUUCAGAGAAGUGAUGUUUUACACCAUAUGAUGGCUGAUUUUUGUUCUUGAGCAAUACUAAUGCAAUGUUUUAGUUCAAAAAGUAUUUUCUGAAUCAGAAUGUUUAUCCAUAUGCUGAAGAUGAAUAUUUAUAAUGUAAAACAUUUCUAUUUAUUCAGAUCAAUGAAAGGAUCUAUUCUUAUAUAAUAUAUAUAUAUAUAUAUAUAUAUAUAUAUAUAUAUAUAUAUAUACUUAAUAACAGCUAUAAACUUGAGUUAAAUUCUCUGAUAUAUACGUAAUUACAAUACCAUUCUGAACACUAUAUAUAAUGUAAAACAUAUAUAUUUAUAUAUAUAAAAGAAAGAAUAUAUUUUUAUAUAAUAUAUAUAUAUAUAUAUAUAUAUAUAUAUAUAUAUAUAUAUAUAUAUACUUAAUAACAGCUAUAAACUUGAGUUAAAUUCUCUGAUAAAUACGUAAUUACAAUACCAUUCUGAACACAAUUGCUUUCUAGCACUAGCACCAUCAUUAAAGGGAAGAUUUUUCAACUUUUGUUUGGUUGACAUACAUGUUCGUGCAAGUGAUUUUUCUCUGCUAUAUGAUCUCAAUCUUAUCAAUCUCCCCAUUUCUCAUCCAGACACCAUCCAUGCAGGCUGAGGAAAGAAUGAGGCUUGCUCUCAAAGCUGCAGGUAUGAAUUAAUUGUUAUGUCUAGAAACUCAAUAACGGAUGAGCUAGGCUUUUCCUUGACUUUAAACUUUCAUAACUUCUUAUUGGUUGUAAGAAACACAGUGUCAUUUCUUCAGCGAACAUAAGCAGUACAAAUGUGCAGUGACUCUCAUAAAAGUUUUAGAUUACUUAGAACUUGUGCUAUGUCAAGUCCAAGAGAAAACUGAUUUGUUAUUGAGCUAAAAGGGAAUUUAGAUGGUUCAAUUGGUGUGGGUUAUUGAGUAAUGGGGUUAUGGAUUAACUCAUUCCUGGCACCUUUGAUGAAGACAUGCUAGAUAAUAAUAGAUGCGCCGUACUAAUGCACACAUAGAUUGAAAGUGAAACAAGAUAAAAAGUUUCCUAUUGAUUAAAUUUUAGUUUCCUAAAAUAACGCCAUCACGGGAAGUCGCAAGGGACACCAGAUUUCAUUGCUAUUUUUAAAUAAAUUUGAGAGAGGUAUGUUGCUACUCUUAGACACAUCCGCUGAAACCCACCAAGGGCGCAUUUAGUCAAAACCGCUGGGAAUGAGUUGAUGAUGAGCUUUGGUUUUGUUGUAGUUUUUUUUAAAUUUGAGUUUUCUCUUUAUUUUAUGUUUAAAUCUUUUCUAACUGAACUUUUUGACUGGGUCUGGACCAGAGGAUUCAGUAGGGCUGGUGUUAUCCAGUGCGGUAAACUUGUACUUGUAUUGUGACACCCCCACCUUUUUUUCUGGACCCCCCCCCCCCUCCUUGUCCUCAGUCCCCUCCUGGAACUGCACUGUAUAAUUCUCAAUCAGAUGACACAGAAUCAUUAACGGCAUUGUUCGUAGAAUUAACUCCUAAAGCACAAAAGACAUAAGAAGAAAGCAAAGAAUUUGAUGUAAUUGAAAAAUGCAUCAAAAUUACCUUUUAUUGAAACAUUAAUCUUAACAGUUAAAACUUUUCUUUCCUUGUCUUCAAAGAUGAAAACCUGUCAAUCAGUUCAUCAAAGUUAGCUUUCUUCACCUUAUCGUUUUCAAAUGACAAAAUUGCAAGACCAGAAAGACUUCAAAUAUUGACAAUUAUUUGCAAUUAAUUUAAAACUACAAUAAUUAAAGGAAAUUGUCAUAAGUUAAUGCCACUAGAUCAUGACCUGCUAAGAUUGUCACAAACUUAAGCUACAUGACUAAACUGCACUAGAUGCUCUAGCGGCACUCUGUUCUUGAGGGUACUCAUUUCUGGCGGCACCCUGCUCUUCUAUUUAAUUAUGUUAUGAUUUGAAUUCGCUCUCUUAAGUUUGAAAUUUCCAUUAAUUGGUCUCACCAGGGUUGCCAACCAUCUCAUCUAUAAAGAACUUAAGGAUGUAUGAAACAUUUAUUGAAGCUAGCUUUAAACUUUUCUACUCAUAAUGAAGAAAUAACUGGGGAGAAAGUCAUACAAUAAGCUAAUGCUUCAAAUAGGCUCAUGGUGAAAUGACAUAGACAUAGCAACAUACAUAUUUGAUAUUUAACAUAAUACAUAAUAAGAGUCAUAGAAAUAUAGUCAUAUGGAUGGUACUGGUACUUGAAUUUUUUUUCAUCAUAGUUUCAAGUAAGUUUCUACAAAAUAACUUUAGAAAUGAGAUCUCUUCAAAUUUUCUUGUCCAUAUUCAUUCUGGAAAUUUAGAAUGUUUCUUGUUAAAUUUUAUUUACCCUGUUGACUGUUGUCAACCUGGCUGUCACCUGGUGUGACCCGCACCUCACUAGUUAUGCCACUGGUCUGACUGACAAAAAAAACACAUAGCCCAUUUGCCUUGAUGUUGAUAUCAACUGGAACAGAAAAUCAAAGUAACUCCUAAUAAUGAGGGUUACUUUGUUCACAGUCAUGAAAAUAAAUUUGCUGCAAUAAUUUCUUCUUCUAUAUAUAAAGGGCCCAUGAUCAAUUUAUUUAUCAUUUUGGCUCCUAUACAUGUAGAGGGGAUUAGCAAUGUUUCUGUGCCUGGUGUUGAUGAGGAUAUUUCACUGGUUGCAAGUGCUACUUUGUGAGGGAAUCAUGCACUGGGGGUUGGAAGGCUUGAGGCAAUAGACGCAAAUGUGUCUAGUGUUGUUGCCUCAACUGUUCCUUUUGAAAGCUUGUUCCAGUCCCUGAUUGUCUUGGGCUGGAAUGAGCAGUUCCUAUACUGGCUUCUUGCUGGUAUGAGCCUGAAUUGCCUGUCAUGGCCUCGUCGCUGUCUAUGGGGGAGAGGGAAGAGUUUCUGUUUAAUACUGGAACAGUGGACCAGCCCUUUAUUUAUCUUGUACAUCAUGGAGAGCCUGGAUUAUCGUCGUCGUUCCUCCAAUGGUGACCAGCCUAAUGUUUCCAGCAUGCUGCCAACACUAGAGGUAUUCAGGUAGCGGUUCAGGACAAAGCGUGCUGCCCGUCGCUGGACCGCCUCCAACCUGUCAAUGCUCUUCUGGGUAAAUGGGUCCUAGACUGAAGAUGCAUAAUGUAAAACCGGACGGACUAAUAAUUUUCUACUUACCUUUAAUAUACUACAUAUUUAUUUAGCCAACCAAUUUAUUUUUAAUUGAUUGUAAAAUGACGACAAUGUCCUUCCACAACAACAAAGUUUUGUUUCCCUGUACAAUAAAAAAAAAAAUUUCUUAACGGAACAAAUGCUUUUAAAGAUGAAACAUGGGCGCCCCAUGGUUGAUUGUUCGAAAUGUGUUCCCUGACAGAGUUAUGAGAUGGGAGUUAUCCAUAGAUUACUGAUGCUGUUGUGGGGGUGUAAUUGUGGAGAGGGAUUUGUGUGUGGGGGGGGGGGCGAAGAGCGUGGGGUUUAAGUGUGGGGGGAGAGGGGGAUGAAAAAUCCAACUUCAAAUAAGAUGAAUUGUCUUCAAAAACAAAUUCUUGCUGUUGUGGGGGUGUAAUUGUGGAGAGGGAUUUGUGUGUGGGGGGGGGGGGCGAAGAGCGUGGGGUUUAAGUGUGGGGUGAGAGGGGGAUGAAAAAUCCAACUUCAAAUAAGAUGAAUUGUCUUCAAAAACAAAUUCUUAGUCAACAAAUUUUAUUAUCAUUUAAAAAGAGGAAGAGCAAUCUAGGUGGAGAAAUCGUCUUGUUAUAAAAUAAAAUGAUGUCUUUAUAUUAUAAAUAUACAAGCUAUUGGACAAAUCUGUUCUCUGAAUGCGCUGAAAACAAAUGCAAUGGAGCUACCAGAUAUAAAAUUUAUCAUAUUUUAUUAAAAAAAUAACCCCAUCUCAUUUGGUCGACAGCUGCAGCGGAUGAGAAGUUAAGGAUAAGAGAGACAACUGCUGCCACACCUUCGGACGCUCAAACAUUUGCUCAUGCAGUGGCAGCCAUUGAAUCAAAUAGUUUUGUCCAAUCAAAUUUCAAAACAUCUCGUGUUAACAAGGUCAAGGUAAGUUGAACAAUGACCUUUGUAUGGCAUCAGCCAAUUAACUACCAAUGGAAAAGAAUUUAGACAAGCAUAUUUUGCAAAGUUAUUCCUUAAUUGAAACUUUGAGGGUCUGUAUACUUUUCAUAUUUCUAUUGCUGUUUACAAUCAGUUGACUUGGAAAGCGCACAAUGAUCUUAACUUCAAUAACUGGAAAACACAAACCUAUCAAAUAUCCUAAGAUUGACUUAUGCCUUAGCCAUAACAUUUCUUAUUAUGUAUUUUUUAAAGAUUUAAAGCACCAAAUUUUCUUGUUUGUUUGAAUUCAUAACAUUUCCGUCUCAGUUUUUAUUUCCUUGUUUAAAAAAAAAUAAUUCAGUAACAUCUUCAUCACUUUUUUUAAGAGCAACCUUAGUUUUGUUUUUCAUGCCAGAAUGACCCCAAAGAGAAUCUGUACGCUAUUCUUCAAAUAACCUGUGCUAUGUAGUUUAUUAUAGGGUAGACUUAAUCCAUGUUACCUGUGAUAUAUUUUAUUUUUGACUAUUUCAAUAUGUUAUCUGUAUGUAACUUUGAUCUACAUUUUAUGAAAGGAUGAACCCGCUGACACACAAGCCAACCAUGACGAUGCUAUUUUCGGAUCACUAACUGUAUCCGGAUUUACCAUCAAGCCAGACUUAGACACCAAGCCCCUGUCGUUUGAUCAAGAAUCUAUCAUACACCCUAGUGUAAGAUUAUUGAUUUGUGCUCCAGAAACUUUCUUUAUACACCUAGCCCCUACUCUCUCGGAAUCUAUCAUACACCACAGUGUAAGAUUAUUGACUUAUAGUCCAGAAACUUUCUUCAUAUACCAAGCCCCUACUCUCUCACUCUCAGAAUCUAUCAUACACCACAGUGUAAGAUUAUUGACUUGCAGUCCAGAAACUUUCUUUAUACACCAAGCCCCUACUCUCUGAAAAUCUAUCAUACAUUCUAAUGUAAACUUUAACACUUAGUUAGUUUCACAGUUUUGAUAAUAAUGAUUUAACUUUGGUUCUUAGAUAUGAGUGAAAUGUUUAAUUUGUUUUGUUUUUUCAGUUGUACUCAGAUCCUGAGGAAAAGAUGGACAAGUGGAUUAUCAGAUUAGCACAGCUUAGACAGAAAAAAUUGGAAGGGGAUGCCAUGCACUGACAGGAAAAAUUAAAACAGCUUAGACAGAAAAAGUUUGAAGGGGAUGAUGUGUAGUGACAGGACAGAUUAGCACAGCAUAGAUGGUUUGAAGAUAUCUUUUGGAACCAAAAAGGUGACCAUAAAGAAGGGUUUAUACUAAUUGUGUAAACUUUGCUGUCAGGCAGAUUGAAUUGGGAUGGGAAAAUAUGUUAGUAUCUAUAAUCUAUGAGCUACACACAUCUUGGAUUUUCUGCAUUUAUUUAAUGUAUAACAAUAUGGGGUGUGAAAUAUAGAGGUUAAAUUGUGGAAAUGUACAUGUUUUCUUUGAUUAAAAAUAACCCAAAAAUAUGUCAUUAUCAG